CGUUGGCGCCAUGCGCGUUCGGGGACCGAGGGGACUGCGGUUUCUGUUUCAAGACUGCGGUGACGACCAUUCCUCGGGAACCAUGGCUGAAAUCACCGAGAAGAUCAAAGAGCAGGUUGGGGUAGAGAUGGGUUAUCACACGAUCCCCAAAUGCCGAGCAGGCUUGCUCAAGUACCAUCCGAAGCUGGAGGAUUUGCCAGAGCGCAGCAUGAAGGACUCGUACAGAACGGCCGUCCUGCCGCUGGGCUCCGAUGUGAAAGUGCGUGAGCGUCAUGUCAAUUAUCUGGGAAUGGUGCGAGGGGGGCGCCUAAUCGAAGAGAUGGACAUGCUUGCUAUAUGGAUAUGCCAUUGUCAUGUUAAGCUACCGUCACUGCCGAGGAACACCCCUCUGCCGUAUACAUUCGUCACACUGCUGGUGGACAGCGUGGAGUUGCUGGUCCAGGCCAAGGCGGACAUAGAUCUGAUGCUGUCGGGUCACGUUUCCUGGACGGGCACCAGUUCCAUGGAGAUUUCCAUCAAUGUGCGACAGCAAGAACAGACCAUCGCCAAAGGCAUCUUUCUGAUGGUGGCACGUAAUGCCACCAAUACCGGCCCUGCUCCCGUCAAUCCAUUAAAGCCGACCAUGGAGCAGGAAAAGAUCUAUUGGGAGGCGGCCAAAGAGCGGAAAAAAAAGAAAACCACGCCCUCCACCUGCUUGGAUAAAACGCCGCUCACCGAACCGGAACAGAAGCUCAUGUACGAGCUGUUCAUGCGCACUAGGGGCACGGAUAUACUAUGGGAAAGGUCGAAUGUGGAGAAACCAGACUUUAGCUGGAUUUCGAACACCCAGCGGUCCACAGUGUUGCUGCCCUUUCCAGAGAAUCGCAACAACCACAACACCAUCUACGGUGGGUACAUUAUGCGGAAUGCUGUCGAGAUUUGCUAUAUAACUGCCAGCUUCUAUGCCGGACGAAGACCCGUGUGGCAGUACCUAUCGGAUGUGGCCUUUUUCCAGCCCGUUCACGUCACUUCCAUUCUCAAGCUGACGGCCUAUGUAGUCUACACCUCCGAUAAGCAUAUGCAACUAAUGGCUGUGGCAAAUGUUCUCGAUGCCAACAGCUUUUCGGAGGUGCAGACCAAUGCCUUCCAUCUCACGUAUUUGAGCGAGCACAAGGUGAAAGAGGUCCUGCCACACAGCUACCAGGAGACAGUGUGGCACAUUAUCGGUCGUCGGCAUUUUCAGGCCUUCCAGAACAGAAAGUAGCGAAAGUCCAAUCAGUUCUUGGGAUUAUAG
This is a messenger RNA of Drosophila persimilis, 1273 nucleotides long. Its product is annotated as acyl-coenzyme A thioesterase 9, mitochondrial. The transcript is spliced from 3 exons. The record is from RefSeq and is a predicted model, not a curated record. Gene Ontology annotation, biological process: acyl-CoA metabolic process. Gene Ontology annotation, cellular component: mitochondrion. Gene Ontology annotation, molecular function: fatty acyl-CoA hydrolase activity. Lineage: Eukaryota; Metazoa; Arthropoda; Insecta; Diptera; Drosophilidae. Bases 11 to 1243 code for a protein of 410 amino acids.